Messenger RNA from Brettanomyces nanus, 1482 nucleotides. RefSeq lists its product as uncharacterized. The transcript has 2 exons. Lineage: Eukaryota; Fungi; Ascomycota; Pichiomycetes; Pichiales; Pichiaceae. The coding region runs from base 1 to 1482 and encodes 493 amino acids. The record is from RefSeq and is a predicted model, not a curated record.
AUGUAUAUAGAUGCACCUACAAGAAAGCCCAAGACCUAUAUACUACCGACGUUAGAGGAUCUUGUGGCUAUGUCGUAUCCUGAGUAUGUGGUGAGUAAGGUACCUUUGGAAAGUCUUACUUUGAAAGAAGGCUCUUUCAGUGCUCGGUAUACGGAUUUGAGGCAUGAGCGAUUCUUUACGCCAGAGAGAUUCCGCUCUUUUAUUCGACAGGCUCAGUGUUCUGAGAACUUGGAGUUCCUUAUUGACAUUCAUAUGUACGAGAAGCUAUGGAACAAGACGUUCCAUAAAAGAGUGAGCAUACUUUCAUGCAACUGGAUUAGAGUGAUCCCCGAUGGAGUGGAUGUUACUACUGUGAGAAGAGAGGGCAGUAACAGGCACAAGAAAUCCCGGGGGCGAAGUCGUGAUGCAGUCAACACUGCUGCUGCUGCUGCGGAUUGUGCAACGCCCAUUGUUCUUACUACAGGCGUGUCUACGCCGCUAGUUAAUACGCUUAACGAAUCUCUCAAGAACCUUGACCUCAAUGAUGUUAGCUCGAUUGUUGAUGUGACGAAGCAUGGAGUUUAUGUGAAUAAUAGUUUAAGCACGGUCAGACGGUCUGAUACCGAGGCACAUAUAAUUGGCCGAUCAAGGAGCAAUGGGAGCAGUAGUAAUACUGUUAACAAGUCAUUAGCUGAAUUAUGGUCUAACUUAAUAUGCACAUACUUCAAAACUGACUCCAUACAAGAACUCAAUCUCCCAAACGAAGUGGUUCGCUCGGUAAUGAGUGAGGAUUCAAAGAGGCGAGAUCACGAGCCCAAAGUGCUUGUCAAAUCUAAGAAACUUAUCCUUUCAUUACUUAGGCAGAAUGUUUAUUGGAAGUUCAUAAGAAGUGCGGAAGACGAAAUCCAGAGGGAAAGUUCUGGAGAUCAAAAUCGUGCUUUUUCUGCAAACCAGAAAAGACGCGGUCCCGCUGGAGUCACAUUUAAUGGUACAGACGAGGGUGUGAUGAGUCCAGAUGCUAAAGUCCGUAGAGCAUCAUCUGGAUCUACAGGAUUGUUGCGGUUUUAUACAGCUCGCCAUGCAACUGAAGUGAGUACUUCCCCAACAAAAGUAUAUAGAGCAGACAUUUAUCCAGAUAAUGAUUUGGAGCCAUCGUUCUCUUCUUCUCCGGACUCAGUUUUAUCACCUAUUUCUUCUCCUCUAUCAUCCCCAGAAUCUUAUCAUUCAAAGGCAUCGUCAGUAUUUGCUCUCAUGCCAAGAUUACUGCAUAGAAAGUCGCAUUAUAAAAAGGAAGAGAAAUCAAUUGGAGAUGGAACCAGCUCGACCAGCUCGGAAGCUCGGCCUAACUCUCCUAUCAGGUUCAACCCUAUAAAAGGUCAACUUUCGCGAUCAUCCUCGUCGUCAACAGACCAGCAGUCUAGAUCAUCUAGAUCAUCGAAGUCAUCCGCUAUCUCCAAACACAAGUUUCUACGGUACUUCAAAGAUGAGAGAUCAAGUCUCUGA